AUGAUGCUGAACCCCAAAAAAUAUGUUUUCGGGGUCAUUUCGAAAAAAUUCUUGGGAUACCUCGUUUCGUGGCGGGAUAUAGAAGCAAAUCCUGACAAGUUGAAGGCGGUCCAGGAAAUAUCUUCAUUUCGGUGCAUCCGAGACGUGCAAAGGCUUAUAGGGCGAUUGGCAGCCAUGAACCGGUUCUUGUCGCAGUUCGCUUCUAAGGCACUGCCCUUCUUCAAGGUGUUAAAGAAGGCUGACAAGUUCUCCUGGACAGAAGAAUGCCAACAGACCUUUGAGCAAAUGAAGGAGUAUCUGCACCACCUCCCAACACUUACCUCACAUCGGCCUGGGGACAAGCUAUACUUGUACCUGUCUGCCGCCGAUGGGGCUGUAAGUAUCGCAUUGAUACUGAAGAAAGGUGUUCAGAUGCCGGUUUAUUAUGUUAGUCGGGUCCUUCGAGAGUCCGAGACUAGAUAUGUUCAAGCAGAAAAGCUCGUGCUGGCCUUGAUCCACGCAGCUCAAUACAAUUUAUCCUACGAGCUCCGGACGGCCAUCAAAGUUCAAGCCCUUUCGGACUUCCUAGCCGAACUCACUUUCAAUGAAGUGAAUGAGUCUACCUCAGCUUCUGCCAAGCCUCACCAAUGGAUCCUGCAUGUGGACGACUCGUCUAACAACGAGGGUAAUGGAGCAGGUUUGCUCCUCGAAAAUUCUCAAGGAGAACUGUGUUCGUACGCCCUAUGGUUUGAUUUCACAGUCUUUAAUAACGAAAUCGAAUAUGAAACUGUCAUCGCCGGCCUACAACUAACUCGUGGGCUCGGAGCUCGGCACAUCUUGGUCAACAGCGACUCCCAACUCGUCGUGUGCCAGAUACUUGGUAAAUAUGAGGCCAGAGAGGUGGUCAUGCAGCGUUACCUCUCCAAAAUUCACCAAUUAACUGCACACUUCGAGUCCUUCGAAAUUCAAAGGAUAUCUCGGUUGCAGAAUAAGCGGGCUGAUGCUCUAUCCCGACUCGCUUCCACUUCUUUCUCUGACUUGAAUAAAAUGGUUUUCAUUGAGGUCUUGGCCGAGCCGGGCCAUUUAGAAGAAAUCAUAUGCCCCGUUUAUUCAGAUGACACCUGGAUGGGCCCGUUAGUUCGGUUUCUUGGACAAGGAAAGCUUCAGGAGGACCGAGCCGAAGCAAGGAAACUUCAGCGCAAGACAGCCCGGUAUGCUCUCCAGCAAAACCUCUUGUACAAGAGAUCUUACCUCGAUUCAUGGUUGCGGUGUAUCACACCAGAGGAAGGGAAAAGAAUUCUCCUAGACAUACAUGAAGGGAUUUGUGGUGCCCACGUCGGCUAUAGAAUACUGGUUAAGAAGGCCCUAUUACUUGGGUAUUUUUGGCCGACCAUUCGACGAGAUUGCCAACUCCUGGUCCUUAGUUGCCCUUCCUGUCAACACCACGCCCCUGAGCACCACUAA
Molecule: messenger RNA, 1443 nt
Organism: Coffea arabica (coffee)
Lineage: Eukaryota; Viridiplantae; Streptophyta; Magnoliopsida; Gentianales; Rubiaceae
Molecular function (GO): nucleic acid binding; RNA-DNA hybrid ribonuclease activity
Source: RefSeq, a predicted model, not a curated record